Messenger RNA from Aphis gossypii (cotton aphid), 1919 nucleotides. It is a transcript of the gene Mvd, whose product is annotated as diphosphomevalonate decarboxylase. Lineage: Eukaryota; Metazoa; Arthropoda; Insecta; Hemiptera; Aphididae. The record is from RefSeq and is a predicted model, not a curated record. Gene Ontology annotation, cellular component: cytosol. Gene Ontology annotation, molecular function: ATP binding; diphosphomevalonate decarboxylase activity. The transcript is spliced from 10 exons. Gene Ontology annotation, biological process: isoprenoid biosynthetic process; isopentenyl diphosphate biosynthetic process, mevalonate pathway. Bases 528 to 1688 code for a protein of 386 amino acids.
CCUCGUCGCGACUAAUUCAAGGUCAAUCGCCCGAAUCGCCGAGACCGGCCAACCCUCGGCCAUUGGUUCGCCGGUCGUCGUGUUUUCCUACUAGCGAAAUUUGCGCACGACUGAACCCGACCGUCCCCUACCAUGUUUUCGUGAAGCAGAGUCGAAAACAGGAGUGUGGAGUGUGGAACUGAGGACGAUGGAGUGAAUGAGUGAGUGACAACUGCAAUCCUCAAAUCUCAAUAGUCAAUUUACACGGUUAAUGGUUUACCACCAUGCACCGAGUUCUCACCUCGCCACCACAACUCGGUCACCGAACUGGUAUUUCGUAGUAUAAGUACGACCGGACCGGCAUGCUUGACCGUUAGUUGUUACUCGAUCGUCGCUCUAUUGUCUAGCGCUCCGUCGACGUUCGGAACGAACAGCAACGUGGCGUAUUCACGAUACAUAAUUUACCAAGUUUUCUAACAUUUUCGUGGCUACGCCGGACGCCUGAAGAACUCCUUUUCGUCUUCGUUCGUCAUUCCAUUUGAAUUGUCAUGGAUAAAGUCGUGACAUGUGUAGCACCCGUCAACAUAGCCACCAUAAAAUACUGGGGCAAAAGAGACGAACAUUUGAUAUUGCCUCUGAACGAUUCAGUCAGUCUGACGUUAGACUGUGAUCAAAUGCAUGCUAAAACAUCAGUUAUUGCAGGACCUUUUAUAGAUGAAGACAGUGUUUGGCUUAAUGGGCAGAUUAUGUCCAUUGAAACAAACGAACGUCUGAAAAAGUGCUUUCAUUUAAUAAGAAAUUUAAUCAAAAUACGAAAAGGUGAAAAUAGUCAAGAAUCAAAAUGGAAUAUAAGGGUUUGUUCUGAAAAUAAUUUCCCUACUGCAGCAGGACUAGCUUCAUCAGCAGCUGGUUAUGCAUGUCUUGUAUACACAUUAGCUAAUGCUUUUGGCUUACUUGAUGAAGAUCUACCAUCUAUAGCAAGACAAGGUAGUGGAAGUGCAUGUAGAAGUAUUUAUGGAGGAUUUGUUCAUUGGAAGGGUGGUAUUGAUGAGCUUGGUUCAGAUUCUACUGCAAUUCAAAUUGCUGCAGAUACACAUUGGCCAGAAAUGAGAAUUAUCAUACUAGUGGUAAAUGAUUCUCAAAAAAAAACUAGUAGUACUGUGGGAAUGAAACAAGCAGUAGAAACAAGUGAAUUACUUAAAUAUAGAGUUCAAAAGUGUGUACCCGAAAGAACAAAAGGAAUCAUUCAAGCCAUUACAGAUAAAAAUUUUGAAAAAUUUGCUGAAAUUACAAUGCGAGAUAGUAAUCAAUUCCAUGCAGUUUGUUUAGAUACAUAUCCUCCUUGUGUUUAUUUAAAUCAAGUAUCACAUGAUAUUAUAUCUUUUGUUCAUGAUUAUAAUAAAGCUGUUGGCAAAAUUAAAGUUUCUUAUACAUUUGAUGCUGGUCCAAAUGCUUUUUUGUUUAUUCAGCAAAAUGAUCUGAAUUUGUUUAUGUCGGAAUUGGUAAAUGUUUUUCCAUCAGAACAACCUAAUUCUUCAUAUUUACGAGGAAUUGUGUCAACAUUACCUUAUGAAGUAAAACCAUUUGGAUUUAAACCCAAAGAUAAAGAUCUGUUAAAGUAUAUCAUGGUCACUAAAUUAGGUAGCGGUCCAAGAUGUGUCAAUGAUCAUUUAUUAAAUGAUGAUGGUACUCUUAAAUCGAAACAAUAAAAUUUUAAAUUAAUUAAAAAUUCAAGACAGUUUUUAGUUUAUUAACUUAUUGUUAUAUUUAUUUAAGGAAAUAUUUAUUGAUGUUGCCAAAUUUGUAACUAUAGUUUUAUCACAUAUAUAAUUUAAUGGUUUAUUUUUGAAUUGAAAUAUAUUUACAUUUAAAUGGGCAGUAACCCAAAAUAAAAGACAAUAGUUUAUAAUUUAGUUUAUUAUAAAUUCAUCUACUAUUAC